AUGGCUUUCCGAGCCACGCACCUUUGCGGCCUGCUGGCCAUGGCCAUGGUGGCCCUACCCGAGUCGCUUUCUGUGGCCGCAUCGGUGAACGACCCGAAAGCUGACAAACCGCCGAUCGUCGGUGGCUGGACACCACUCCGGGAGCCCAACGACGAUGAUUUGGCAGUGUGGACGAAGGUCGUGAAGACUGUGAACACUGACUUGGCAAGCAAAGGGACUCCUCAGCAAGUUUCAACCCAAGUCGUGGCCGGGAUCAAGUACAAGUUCAUGUUCGAAGACGGGAGCAGCGUAACCGUUCUGAGCCAGCCGUGGACGGAUACCCUCGACGUGCUGGAGGUGCAGGAGCCAUAG
Molecule: messenger RNA, 351 nt
Organism: Symbiodinium sp. CCMP2592
Lineage: Eukaryota; Dinophyceae; Suessiales; Symbiodiniaceae
Source: the annotation of a GenBank genome assembly